Neocloeon triangulifer is the source of this 7307-nucleotide messenger RNA. It is a transcript of the gene spg, whose product is annotated as dedicator of cytokinesis protein 3. The transcript is spliced from 35 exons. The coding region runs from base 138 to 5888 and encodes 1916 amino acids. The record is from RefSeq and is a predicted model, not a curated record. Gene Ontology annotation, cellular component: cytoplasm; plasma membrane. Gene Ontology annotation, molecular function: small GTPase binding; guanyl-nucleotide exchange factor activity. Gene Ontology annotation, biological process: small GTPase-mediated signal transduction. NCBI's taxonomy places the organism in Eukaryota, Metazoa, Arthropoda, Insecta, Ephemeroptera, Baetidae.
UCGGGGAGUGAAAAAAUAGUAUUUGGUUUGAAAGCUGGCUGUCGGAUCGCAGCGAUGUUAAUUAGUAAAUAGACACUGGAUUACGAAUAAAACGUGUGAAAUGUGCGUGCCAAUUGGAUUCGGAAGCAUCGGCUGACAUGUGGGUGCCUACGAAGAACAAGAAAUACGGCGUCGCCGUUUACAAUUGGGAAGGUGACACAAGAUAUGGCCUUUCCCUGGAAAUUGGCGACACUGUCCAAAUUUUGGAAGAGUGUGAAGGAUGGUUCAGGGGAUUUUGCUCAAAGAACAGAAGCUUGAAGGGUAUUUUCCCGACGUCAUAUGUCUGCGUCAAGUCCUGCCGAGUGGAAAAUGAAGGAGCCAACGAGGUGGUGACACCCCUCGAAGACGCUGUGGUCAACGAGGUUACACUUGUCUUGAGAGAAUGGGGUCACAUUUGGAAGAAACUCUAUUUGGAGAGGGAGUCUUACAAAUUUUCCACCCUUCGCAAGGUGAUGUGGGAGCUUUUGGACUGGCGCCGACAAAUGAUCACCGGCACCUUAACUCAAGACCAAGUCAGAGCCCUGCAGCUGAAAAUCACAUCCAAAGUGGAUUGGGGCAACAGAAAACUUGGACUGGAUUUAGUACCAAGAGUGGGCGCCCUAAUGGUGGACCCGACAACAAUGAGCAUUGUCGAGCUUCAUCAAGUGCACGUGCAGAGUUCCGAGAGUUCCCAAGGUGCAUCGGCGCGCGGCACCGUCCGUCGUCCGCGCGAGGGGCCCGGGGCGCUGAAGCGGGUGCUGACCCACCACUUGUACUUUUGCAUGCGCGACUUUCGGCUCAACGUGGGCGAGGACAUUGAGAUCUUCUUCUCACUGUACGACACCAAGCGAGCCGCCUACAUCAGUGAGAGAUUCCUCGUCAAAAUCUCCAAGGAGGGCUUCUCCAGCUAUGUCGAGAGGCUGCACAGCAACUGCACCAUUUUCACGGACCUGGGCACAUCUGACCUGAACCGCGACAUAGUUGUGGUGGCCCAUGUGAUGCGGGUGGGCCGGAUGCUGCUCUCUGACUCGGCCAAGCAUAAAUUGCCCCAACUGUACCGGCGGCCGUACGGUGUGGCCGUUCUCAACAUCAGCGAAUUCCUCCACAAGGAGAGGGAGCAGACGACUCCUCAAGAUCUUGACCAGGAAUUCUCGUUCAAGGUCUACCAGUGCGAGGAGAAAGAUUUUCACACAUUGCACGAGUUCAUUAUCAAAAAGCAAAGCAAUAAGUUCAGUCCCGUCUCUGGACAAGGCAACUAUGGCAUUGAUGUUUCCCUAAAACUGCUGCAUGGCGAACUUCCUCAAGUGAAAGAGGACAAUGCUCUUCUUCUAAAAAAUAUGGCUGUCACAAGAAAACUGGGAUUCGCAGAUGUCAUUAUGCCAGGAGAUGUUAGAAAUGACCUGUACCUGAUUCUUGAGAGAGGUGAGUUUGAGAGGGGCGGAAAAUCUACAGGCAAAAAUAUUGAAGUGACUGUCCUGGUUCUGGACAACACUGGAAAAUUGCUAGAUGACACUCUGUUUGGUGCAUCGGGAAUGGAUGGCUCCAGUUACUAUCAGUCGGUGGUGAUCUAUCACCACAAUUCCCCCUGGUGGGCUGAAACAAUCAGACUGGCAGUGCCAAUCGAUAGGUUUUACGGCGCACAUGUUCGAUUGGAAUUCCGGCACUGCUCAACUCGAGAUAAGACUGACAAGAAGCUCUUUGGCUUCUCAUUCUUCCGGCUGAUGGUCGACGGAGGCGCUACUAUUCAUGACGGUCUCCACGAACUCUACAUUUACAAGUGUGAAGAUAAGGGCAGGCUGGAUCCUGCUGUUUAUCUGAACUUGCCCAUUGGCGCUUGGGAUCCAAUUCCAGGCAUCCAGGAUGUGCCGUCACCCUUCGGACGGUCCACUAAAGAAGUUGUCUGCGUCCGCACUCUCUUGUGCUCUACAAAACUAACUCAAAAUGAUGAUCUUCUUGCUCUUCUGCAAUGGAAAGCGCAUCCUAACAAUAUAAAAGAGGCGCUCGAUGGAGUUUUGAAACUGAAUGGAGAGGAGUUGGUCAAGUUUUUGCAGGAUGUCUUGGACGCCUUGUUUUCCAUGUUCUCCACCGAAGACGGAAGCUCCACAGCACACUCUUAUUUGGUUUUCCACGUUCUUGUUAGCAUUUUCAGCUUGUUGGAAGACACAAAAUUUGAGCACUUCAAGCCAGUCAUGGACGCCUACAUUACAGGCCACUUUGCUGCUGCAUUAGUUUACAAGGGCUUGUUGAGUCAUGUGCAGCAAAGUGCAGACUUAGCCCAGACUACAGAUUCACAGGAACCCAUCCAGAAAAUAUUCCGUUCCCUAGAAUACAUUUUUAAAUUCAUCAUUCAGUCCAGGCUGCUUUUUGCCAGAGCAACCGGGUGCCAAUAUGAGGAAAACUUUAAAAAGGACCUUCUUAGUGUGUUUGCAGCUAUUAACAAAAUGCUAAGCCAACCUGGAGAAGUUAUUCUUCCAACACAAAUUUCUCUGCUGACCAACAUCAGUCCAGUAUAUGAGCAGCUCCAGCAGGUUUUGCCUACAAUUGAAUGCACCCAGUUGGCAACGGCAAUGUUGGCUAGUCUUCCUCGCGAUCUACCUCCUCAGUUGGCCCAGGCCAAGCUUACAGCAAUCAGGCAUCUAGUGACAAGCAAACUCUUCCAUGACAGCGAAUCCCGAAGCCUACUUUUAUCUGCUACCUGCACUCAUUUGAGGCCCCACUUGGCCCAAAGGAAUGAGCUAAAACUGAGCUCUGAUAUUUUGGCAGAUAUCACUUCAUAUCUGUUUAAGCAGCGAGAAUCUCAGAUUGCAGCAGGGAAGACUAAUGUUUUGCACCAUGACAUGGAAAUAAUCUGCAUUUCAAUCUUGGACAUGCUCCUUCAGACAGUGCUUAUUAUUUUGGAUCGAACAGCCACAGUUGUAGGCUAUUUGGUUGCAUGUCUGGUUGGAAUUUUACAAUUGAUGGAGACGUCGCACUAUCGACUCAUUUGGGCUGAGCUUUCCUCCAGAGAGUCGACAAAGCCACUCAAAGAUUUCCUUCUGCGUUUGUUCCUUGUUUUCCGGGACUUGGUGAAACAGGACGUGUUUCCCCAAGACUGGUUUGUGAUGAAGGCAGAAACCAAUCUAGUCAUGCUCGAGGCCCUUAAGGAGUUUUCGUUUCCACUGACAAACAGAUUUUUGGCAGAUAGACACGCAUUUGAUCACCAGCUCUGGACCAAUUAUUUCAACCUGGCCGUCAGUUUUCUAACGCAGCCGGCCCUUCAGCUGGAGCAGUUCAGUGAAGUGAAAAGGAACAAGGUGGUGAUUCGCUAUUCAGACCUGAGGGUCGUAAUGGGAUUCCAAAUCCUGGAAAUGUGGUCAACGCUGGGCGAGCACAAGAUUGCAUUUAUUCCCAGCAUGGUUGGCCCUUUCAUGGAGGUCACUUUAGUACCUGAACCUGAGCUGAGGAAAGCCACUUUGAGAAUAUUUUUUGACAUGAUGGAGGUCGAACAGCGAGCUAGAGGGAAUUUCAAGCAAGUCGAGUCAGAGCUGAUAGACAAAUUAGAUUUAUUGAUCAGCGAAAAUAAAGGCGACGACGAGUACAGACAGCUUUUCAACACAAUGGAGCACCUUAGUGCAGUCUUAUUGGAUCGAGUGCAAUCUGAGGACCCUGCAUGGAGAGACAGCGGAGCUGCUUUCAUCAGCUCUGUAACAAGACUCCUUGAAAGACUUCUUGACUACCGCUCUGUUAUUCAAGGAGACGAAAAUAGGGACAAGCGCAUGUCCUGCACUUAUAAUCUAUUGAAUUUCUACAAGAACGAGAUUGACAGGAAAGAGAUGUACAUUCGAUACAUCCAUAAGUUGCACGACCUUCACCUGGCAGCCGAGAACUUCUCCGAGGCUGGUUUCACCAUGAAGCUGUAUGCUGACCAGCUUACCUGGGGCAUGAAUCCUUUGCCAGCUUCUCCACACUUUCCAGCACAACCAGAAUGGCAAAGAAAAGAGAUGAUCUACAGGAAGAUUGUCCAUUACUUUGACAAGGGAAAGUGCUGGGAACAAGGAAUACCCCUGUGCAAGGAGCUGGCUGAACUUUACGAGUACAGACUUUUUGAUUACUCAAAAUUGAGCCACAUUCUUAACACACAAGCCAAAUUCUUUGAUAACAUUUUGAUGCAACUGAGACCUGAGCCUGAAUAUUUCCGUGUCGGAUUUUAUGGACUGAGUUUCCCACUUUUUGUCAGGAACAAAGUUUUCGUAUACCGUGGACUGGAGUAUGAGCGUAUUGGGGCUUUUACCCAACGCCUACAGACUGAAUUUCCAUCAGCGCAGAUACUCAUGAAAAACACCCUACCUGAAGACAACAUAGUCAAUUCUGACGGACAAUACAUUCAAAUUUGCAAUGUGAAACCUCUUUCCGACAACGAGUCUGUAUUCUCCAAGGGAAUGUUCCCAGUCCCUGAAAAAAUAGCCAGUUUCUACCAGGUUAACAUGAUCAAGAAGUUCCAGUCCGACAGGCCAGUCCACAAAGGUCCUAUUCACAAGGACAAUGAAUUUAAGAGUUUAUGGAUUGAGAGAACCACUCUGGAGACUUGCAACUCUUUGCCAGGCAUCCUGCGAUGGUUUGAGGUGACGAAGCGAAAAUGUGAUGAAAUUCCUCCUGUUCGCUUUGCCUGUGAAACCAUGGAAAAUGUUAAUGCUGAGCUGAGGCAGCUAAUUUACUAUCACACCAACGAACCGGGUCUCAACAUCAACCCACUCAGCAUGAGACUUCAAGGGAUAAUUGAUGCCAACGUUAUGGGAGGCAUUGCAAAGUACCAAGAGGCGUUUUUCGUACCGGAAUUCAUCACGUCUCAUCCUGAAUUUUCCGAAUUCGUCUACAAACUUCGCGCCCUGAUUUUCGAUCAGGUUCAUGACUUGGAAGCUGGUCUUAUUGUCCAUGGCCAACUUGCUCCACCUGAAGUUCAGCCACUACACAGACGGCUGAUGGAGAGACUGAGUCAGAUGAAGGCUGGACUGAGGCACUUGGCACCCCACUUGGACAUCAUGCAGAGUUCGGACAGCUACCACCGCAAAAUGGGCAGCAUUGUCCACAUGCCUCUUCCGCCCGUGCCCGUGGACAAGAACAACCCCACUUACGAAGGCGUCAAUGGCAUCUGCAGUCGAAGCUCAGGGUCGUCAGGCAACUACGGACACCUGGCCAUGGAAGCUGAUGACAUUUACUCAAAGCCUGGGGAAAAGGAGAAUGGGGACGGAUCAGCCCCUCCUGUUCCAGCCAGAGGGGAUAUCAGACCAAAGUCCGCCGGUUAUAACACCAUAGUAGAAAUGGCCAGAAAUCCAAUGGGCUCUCCGAGAAACGAAUAUACCUCGCUGCCUUCCGUUAGACCGACUCACUCAAGGGAGGGUAGCAUUGAUGCAGACCAUCCUCCAGUUCUCCGCAAGAGCAAACCACGAGCCCUCAGCCCACACAUGAAUGGAAAUGAUCAGUCUCAUCGCAACUCUUGGCCAGAUGGUGAGGCCGCGCCACCCCUGCCUCCUCGUGGCUGCACCCCUGACAAGCGGCCACCCGAGUACACCCCGCCUGCGCCUCCGAAGAGACUGGGGGCCAACAACAAGAAUUCGCUGGACGGCGGUGAUAACAUUUCCAAUGGCAGCGGCGAGAACCAGUCUAUCGGGUCUGCCGAAUGGGGCCCUGUGAUCGACGCCUCCGACCCACCGAUCCUGAGCCCGCGGUCGCAGCAACCGCCGGCGCCGCCACCCAUCCCUCCGAAGGGGACCCCGCCCUUGGCGUUGAGCACCACGCCAGUCGAUCCAGCCACUGCCAACGAGAACUACUCGGUGCCUCCCAGACUGAGGAGCAGCACCAUGGAGAGCACCAACAGCACCACUAGUCCUUGAAAGGGAAGGUUGGUUUUAGCCCUUAGGUCUUUUGUCCACUUUAAAACUCCUCCGUUAUUCUCUCGGCUCAGGAUCAAAAUUUUAAAGAUGCAGUAAUUUCAGUCAGUUUUAGAGUGAAAUUUUAUUUUCAAACUUUUGUUCCUCAACUUACUGUUUUUUAUUAUUAUAGCAAUUCCCUUGACAUUCCCUAGUCUCCAGCAGUCUCCAGUAUUCACCUUUUUUAUUUCCCAUUUAAAUAAUCUCUUCGCAUUCCUUAAACAAACUAUUAUAAAAGAGCUAUGUAUAUUAUCUAGAAAUAUACACUAAAUAAACCCCGCGGAAAAUCCCUCACCUUUGAACCGUCUUUCCAUGGAACCCAUUUUUCACCUGUUAAACAUGAAAAGUCUGCUUAGCCAAUUUCCGAAAAAAGUAUACACAAAUAAUUCUGAGAUGACAAUAUGUAGCACCUUUUUUGGUUGUUUUGCGUAUUUUUGCAACAAAAGAAAAAUACUCUCGACAAAAAAUACUUCAUUAUUUUCAUUAGUUUCCUGAAUCUAAAGAAAAAUCUGAUAUAUUUUUGCCGCUCUCUUUCUCUGUCCACGAUCUCAACGACUCACCUAUUUUGCUGAUUGGAAAAGUAUUUUAACAACUGGAUCGGUAUUUUUGUAUUUUUUAUUAUUUUUUUUAAAUCUUCAUCGUGCAUUUACAUUUAUGGAAAUACUCGAAAUACUGACAACUUUACUAAAUAUAAACAGAACAGUUUUAGGCUCUACAACUUUAGUGGUUUAAGCGCAAGAAACAGUGAAACUAGUCCAGUGUAUUAUGAUAUAAUUAAAUAUAAUUACUCUUCUAUAUAAUGUGUAUUGCGCUGUAUUUUAAAGCAGUAAAUUUGCUCUUUUCCUAUUUAACAUAAUGUAUUUGUAUCGACCGACAGCUAUUUUUUCGUAAAGCUAUACUACAUAACAAAAUGUUUAAAACUAGAAAUCGCAUAUCGAAUAAAUCGUAGGUGAUAAUACAAAAACCGUAGCGUAGAUUAGUAAGUUAAUGUCAACAUUCGCAGGACACGCAGAAUAAACCAAUUGAAACAAAUCUUAGACUGGAAAAAGAAUGACAAACGCGCAUUGUAGACAAGAGUAGCAAAAUAUUCCAGACACCAGCACUUUUGUUUGUUAUAAUCUUGUGAAAGAUCGACCAAAAUUAUUUCCGUCUUUUUGCUAUAUAACAACACGUGUCCAUAGUGUCCAAAAAUUCGUCAUGCGGUCUUAGGAGAAAACCGGUGUGCUCUAGUGCCGCAAAAUUGUUUGUUACUUUUCCAGCAGAGCACAUUCGUCUAGCUCAAUUCUGUGUAUAUUUCAUUAAGAAAAAAAUAUUGCGAUUUGUAAAUUAAUUUCAGUGUAUUUUAGUGUUUUAGAUAAUAAAAAUGCGACAAUUUGUGUUCAA